Messenger RNA from Actinia tenebrosa (Australian red waratah sea anemone), 2055 nucleotides. RefSeq lists its product as uncharacterized. The record is from RefSeq and is a predicted model, not a curated record. NCBI's taxonomy places the organism in Eukaryota, Metazoa, Cnidaria, Anthozoa, Actiniaria, Actiniidae.
AAGCACCAGAAAUAAGGCUUGAUCCACAAAAAGAAGCAGCAUUAGGAAGCAGUGUUACAAUCGACUGCGUCGCUGAGGGAGAUCCAAGACCAGUAGUCAAACUGUACAGAAAUGGAGUAUUUAUAGAAGGGCAAGAACCAACUACUUUUCCGCCAAUCUCACCUGGUCUUGGAGGGGCUAAAUACACUUUUACCGCUGUCCAAGGGUCUGGCGGACCUUAUGAGUGUCGCGCAACCAAUGGAAUAGCGGACUCAAAUGGAAACACUGUUAUAUCAAAAAUCAUAAACAUUAUUAUAACAGCAGCAACAACAACACAACCACCAACACCACCACCGACAACACCCCGGACAACACCCCCGACACCACCCCCGACACCACCAACGACACCACCACCGACAGCACCACCGACAACACCCACGACAAUACCACCGACAGCACCACCGACAGCACCACCGACAGCACCACCGACAGCACCAACGACAGCACCACCGACAUCACAAACUGCUACUGCAGCACCACCAACAAUAACAACACAAACCACAAAAACGGUAACCACCAAGACUUCUACAGGAGUCAAGAAAGAAUCAGCUGCAGCGAGUGGAUCUAUCGGUAAUUUUUUGCUCACCAUCAUUUUUCCUGGUGCAUGUGGUGUGAUAUUACUUAUCAUCAUUGUCAUCGUUCUUGCUUGCGUUUACUGUACAAGGAAAAAGAAAGCUUCAGUAUCUGCAUUCAAAUGGAAAGGCUUUCAAUAGAGCAUCCAACCCAAGACCAGGAUCAUCUUACCAAUACGAAAAGAUACCACAUAACCACGAGAGGAUACAGAAGGCAAAAGGGCUUAAGGAGAAUGGACCCCUAAUGUCAAGCAGUCCUCGCAGAGAGCCGAAGUUGAUACCGAACGCAAGCCCGCCCUCUUAUCAUAAUGACAAAAACUUCCAAGCACUUUAUAAUCCACGAGCUGGAAACGCAUCAAAUGGUGGUCGUAAACCACUAGAACACGUUGUGGUAAUGCCAUAGAACCAUGCUUAAAAAUUAACCACACUACACACACACGAUGUUUGACACACAAGACAUUCUUACGUUGCUUGCGCGUGCGUGCAAAAUGUCCAGUUGCACUGCAAAUGUGAGUGGGGUUUUGCACCAUCACGUGACGGUAGCCAUGUUAGAUAGCAGAAAUAAUUCAUUUUCCAAGAACAAAGGGAUUUUAUUGUUCUGCCAUCUGACCACAGGCAGCUCAAGCUUUAUUAUGGGCAUGGGCACGUGAUGGUGCAAAACGUCUAUAGAACGGUGUGUCAUGUUCUUUAGUUUUCUUUAACUUGACGUCCCAAACCAACUUUUUUUAAAUUUCUAGACGUGUUCAAAUUGGUUUUCAUCUGAUCUGCGUAAACUCAGUUAACUUAGUUUGUUAUCAAUCCUCAUUCAUAUUCCUAAAUAUUUCCACGGAGCAAAUGCCAGGUCCCGUCCACACGUAUAUUCCGAAUAUUACAGAAAAAUGUCUUUGUGGAUUGUAGCCUUGAAAACGCAACUGUUUGAAAACGUAUACGUGUAGACGCGCGAAAACGAUUCGAAAACGUUACGUGUGGGAGAGAAUUUUUCGUUUGAAAUCCGUUUGAAAUCGUUCUCAAAUCCUUUCUCAAAAAUAUCUGAAUAUGUGUCGACGGGGCCUGAUACGUCUAAUAUAUCGUCAUAUACAUAUAUUAAACUACUGAUUAAUACGACUUAGAAUAUGGAGAGCUAGGAAGAGAGGUAAUGGAAGCAAAGGCAAUCCAGGAUACCAAGUUUUGAAGCCUAACAGUUUCAAAAUCUGGGCAAGCAUGUGGAUUGAUUUAGUUGACUUGUCAUCUAAGAGUGUGUGCAGGUUUUAAUAUCAUAUUACUUUUUUAUUUUUUUAUUUCAUUUUUAUCACUUGUACAGGGUUUGUCCGCACAAUUGACUUUAUUAUAUAAUUACCAAUGAAAUAUCUAUUUUUCUCUAUUUCGAAAAAUUGAUAUCUUCACACGUGAAAAUAACAUGCUAUUUUGCACGUGUGAAGAUAACACCAUUGCGAUUAAUUGCUAU